AUGGCUUCUCCCACUCAGACUCAAGGCUCCGCGCCAGCCACCCAGCCUCUCACUCCUCCCGCCGAAUCCUCCUCAAUAGCCAACGGUGUCCCAGCCCCCGCCGCAGCUACCACAACCUCGCAAGCAACGGCGCCCGCGCCGGCGACAGCCCCAACCACAUCAACCUCACAAUUGCCCCAGAUCCCAGGAACGUCUCUCCAAGACAGCGGCAAAUCGCGUCGUCCACGCGAUGUGCGCCUCGUGCACAUGCUCCUCGCCUCACUCGGCGUGACAGCCUAUCAAGAUCGCGUGCCACUGCAACUCCUCGACUUCGCCUACCGCUACACCUCCAACGUCCUCCAAGACGCGGUGCAUCUUGCGACUGAAGGGUACGCCCCCGUUUCCGGCGAUGGCAGUGGUUCUGGUGGGAAGGGUGCGGCAUCCACAGAAAUUACCGGCGUCUCUCUGCCUGCGCUGCGGCUCAGCAUUGCGUCGCGGCUACACUAUCAGUUCCAGACGGGCUUGCCCAAAGAAUUCCUCAUGGAUGUGGCGUCGGAGAGAAACCGCAUCGCGCUACCUGGUGUGUCGAGAGGAUUUGAUCCUGCCGCUGGAAGUGCGAAUGGUGGUGGUGCUGCUGCCGCAGGCACGGCAAAUCAGAGUGUCAUGAUGGCGGGUAUGCGAUUGCCGCCGGAGCGGUUCUGUCUUACGGGUACGGGGUGGAAUAUGAAGGACGAGUGGGACAGUGAAGGGGAAGAGGAGGAGAUGCCUGAUGCGCCACAGCAACAGGCCAAGGGCUCCGCUGCUAAGGCUGAGGAGGACGAGGAAGGUGGGGAUGAAGACGACGACGAUGGGAAGAUGGAGGAUAUCUUUGGCGAGGACACCGCGAUGGGCGAUGCGGGUGAAGGAGACGAGGACCAGAAGAUGGGCGAUGCUUAA
Penicillium canariense is the source of this 915-nucleotide messenger RNA. RefSeq names its product putative transcription initiation factor TFIID, 31kD subunit. The transcript has a single exon. Gene Ontology annotation, cellular component: transcription factor TFIID complex; SAGA complex. The coding region runs from base 1 to 915 and encodes 304 amino acids. Gene Ontology annotation, biological process: RNA polymerase II preinitiation complex assembly; DNA-templated transcription initiation. The record is from RefSeq and is a predicted model, not a curated record. NCBI's taxonomy places the organism in Eukaryota, Fungi, Ascomycota, Eurotiomycetes, Eurotiales, Aspergillaceae. Gene Ontology annotation, molecular function: RNA polymerase II general transcription initiation factor activity; transcription coactivator activity; protein heterodimerization activity.